Calliphora vicina (urban bluebottle blowfly) is the source of this 1129-nucleotide messenger RNA. RefSeq lists its product as uncharacterized. Gene Ontology annotation, molecular function: S-adenosylmethionine-homocysteine S-methyltransferase activity. The record is from RefSeq and is a predicted model, not a curated record. The transcript has 3 exons. Lineage: Eukaryota; Metazoa; Arthropoda; Insecta; Diptera; Calliphoridae. Bases 25 to 1017 code for a protein of 330 amino acids. Gene Ontology annotation, biological process: S-methylmethionine cycle.
GCGACAUUUUUCUACAAAUAUAUCAUGCGCCUAAAACAGAUUCUUGUUAAAGAUGGAGGAUUCGGCACACAAAUGACCGUGCAUGUGGGAAAUGCUGUUGAUGGUGAUCCCCUAUGGAGUGCCAGAUUCAAUGCAACAAAUCCAGCAGCUGUAGUGAAUACCCACGUAGAUUUCUUGCAAAAUGGUGCCGAUUUAAUUUUAACAAAUACCUAUCAGACAAGUGUUGAGGGUUAUAUGGAAUAUUUGGAAUUAGAUGCUGAUCAAAGUGUUGAACUAAUUAAAAACACAGUGCGAUUAGCUCAUAUAGCCAAAGAGAAAUACUUGACAGAAUGUUAUCAGGCACAAUUAAACGUUAAUGAGGGAUUUCCCAUGAUUAUUGCUUCGAUAGGACCAUAUGGUGCCCAUUUACACGACGGUUCUGAGUAUUCAGGCGAUUACGCUGAUUAUGUGCCAGCCAAAGAGAUUACUGAUUGGCAUAGAGUACGAAUUGAUGCAUGUCUAGAAGCCGGUGUGGAUGCUUUAGCUAUUGAGACGAUACCUUGUCAAAUGGAGGCAGAAGUUUUAGUUGAGAUGUUAUGCGAAGAUUAUCCAGAUGUUAAAUUUUGGAUUGCCUUCCAAUGCAAAGACGAAAAGACGUUGGCACAUGGUGAACAGUUUGUCGAAGCAGCUAAUACUAUAUGGGAACAACUCAAGGAACGCAAUGCUCAAGAAAAUUGUUUAGCAAUCGGUGUUAACUGCGUAAAUCCCCAAUUUGUAACACCUCUUUUUAAGUCGUUAAAUGGUGAGCGCACGGUAGAGGACAGAAUACCAUUGGUAGUUUAUCCCAAUAGCGGUGAGGUGUAUGAUGUUAACAAAGGUUGGAUGGGUAAGGAGCAUUGUGUGCCUUUGGCAAAUUAUGUUGCAGAAUGGGCACAACUGGGAGCUAAAAUUAUUGGUGGCUGCUGUCGUACUUAUGCACGCGAUAUAAGACAUAUUAGUGAAACAGUUCAUAAUCUUAAUAAGUUAAAGUUGUCAUAACAAUAUUAAAUGUAAUCUUAUUAUAAAUAAGUAAUAGUUUAAGUUUUCCAACAAGAUUUUAUUUAAAAAAAUAUAUACAUAUAAAAUUUGUUAUUUAUUGGAAUAAUAGAAA